Lodderomyces orthopsilosis Co 90-125 is the source of this 2517-nucleotide messenger RNA. RefSeq names its product histone deacetylase (gene HDA1). The record is from RefSeq and is a predicted model, not a curated record. Gene Ontology annotation, molecular function: histone deacetylase activity. Gene Ontology annotation, cellular component: histone deacetylase complex. The transcript has a single exon. The coding region runs from base 1 to 2517 and encodes 838 amino acids. Gene Ontology annotation, biological process: chromatin organization. Lineage: Eukaryota; Fungi; Ascomycota; Pichiomycetes; Serinales; Debaryomycetaceae.
AUGUCUGACGAGUUGAAAAAAGAAUUUGCGUCUGAGAACGUGAAGUUAGAUCCUGCUGCUGAACAAAAAAUGGGUGCAAAGUCUGAUGAUGAUUUAAACACUAGACAGAAGCUGGAUAAGAUUGAGGAAGAUUCUGUUGCUGUUCCUGUCAAGCAAGAGGAUGAACCAGAACCUGAAGCUGUUAUACAAGAUGAAAAAAUUUCAAAUGAAACUCCCAUCAAGCAAGAAGUUAGCGAAGAUCCAACCGAUACAGAGCAACCUCCUUUAAAAAAGGCUAAGCUUGAAGAUGAUGAUGUUGAACAAGAAAAUGGCUCCAAUGGAGUCAAUGGGUCUGCUGCUCACAACGAGCUUCGCAUAGUCAAAUCUCAACUGCGUCCAAUUGUUGUCGUUCCACCAGCUAAACCAGAAUUGUUUUACAUACCAUUGAAAACUGGAUUGGUAUAUGAUGUGAGAAUGAGAUACCAUGCUAAGAUCUUCACAUCAUAUUUUGAGUAUACUGACCCUCAUCCUGAGGAUCCUCGUCGUAUAUAUCGAAUUUACAAGAAACUAGUAGAAGCUGGUUUGGUGCAAGAUUAUUCUUUAUCAGGGAUUGAUGAGUUGGGUCCAUAUAUGCAAAAAAUUCCCAUAAGAGAAGCAUUAGCAGAUGAGAUAUUGGAAGUUCAUUCAGAAGAGCACUUGAAGCAUAUACAAUCCACUGAAACAAUGACUAAGGAUGAAUUGUUGAAGGAAACAGCCAAUGGCGAUUCCAUAUAUGUUAACAAUGACUCCUUCUUCUCGGCCAAGUUGUCUUGUGGUGGAGCCAUUGAGGCUUGUAAAGCUGUGGUGGAAGGAAGAGUCAAAAACUCACUUGCUGCUGUUAGACCGCCGGGGCACCAUGCUGAGCCAGAUUCUCCUGGUGGUUUCUGCUUGUUUAGUAAUGUUGCUGUUGCUGCCAAGAACAUUCUCAAGUCCUAUCCCGAAUCGGUACGAAGAAUAGUUGUUCUCGAUUGGGAUAUUCACCAUGGUAACGGUACCCAAAAGGCAUUUUAUGACGAUCCAAGAGUUCUAUACAUUUCGCUACACAGGUAUGAAAAUGGUAAAUUUUAUCCAGGGACUAAAUAUGGUGGAGCGGAUCAAGUUGGUGAAGGUGCAGGAGAGGGUUUCAAUUUGAAUAUUCCUUGGAGAUCACAUGGAAUGCACGAUGGUGAUUACGUGUAUGCAUUUAAUAAGGUCAUUAUUCCCGUCAUGUUGGAAUACGAUCCAGAUUUGAUCAUUGUCAGCUCUGGUUUUGAUGCCGCUGAUGGAGAUGUGAUUGGUGCCUGUCAUGUGAGUCCAGCAGGAUAUGGAUACAUGACACACUUGUUGAAAGCCAUAGCUAGGGGGAAAUUGGCAGUAAUUCUUGAAGGUGGUUACAAUUUGACCUCAAUUAGUAAUAGUGCUUUAGCAGUGGCGAAAGUAUUACUUGGUGAGCCACCAGAAAACACCAUAAAAAAGCAGCCUCAUGGUGAUGCAAUUGAGGUUAUCGACGAGGUCACGAAAAUACAGUCCAAAUAUUGGAAAUGUUUAAAAGCAGGAGUACCCAAGACCUCGUUUGAUGAUGUAUAUGAUUUACCCGAUCUCGAUAAAGAAAGGUACAAGUUGACCAACAUAUCAGACCCAAUACGAUCUUAUCAAAACAAUGAGGCUUACUUCAAAAAGCAAUUCAUCAACUUACCAAUAAUAAAUCACGACAAGGGAGAUAAAAAGAAUGCCAACUUUACCUGUGACUUGCCCCAGCAAGUAGAUGAGUUGAUCAUGGCUAGUCGAGACAUCUAUGAUUGUACAUCGAUUGUAUUCACUAUACACGACCCACCAGAGAUAUGGGCAAACAUCAACCCAACAACAGGAAUCAUAGAAAGUAACUCAUCUAUACUAUUGGAACAACCAUUGUUUCAAAUCAUGGAUAAAGUGGAGAAAGAAAGGGAUAGUGAAAACAAAGACAAAAUUGGUUACAUCGAUAUCAAUGUCCCUUCUUUCCAGUUACCAAUCCCUGGAUUAUCAACCACUUAUGAAUCAUCAUACAACCCAACUAUUUUUGCUCAAGAAGUGCUUUUGUACAUUUGGGAUAACUACAUUUCAUUCUUUACCAAGUUGAAGAAAUUGGUAUUUGUUGGGUUUGGAGACUCAUAUCAAAGUAUAGUGCACUUAUUUAGUAAGCGUCCAUCAGCUGAUAUCAAAAGUUUGGUUAAAUUCACCAUCGCUUAUGUCAAUAGAACCCCAUUGAAGCCUAUAAACCCAGUCAUGGAUGAAAGUAUGGUUGAUUGGUUUUAUCACAAUUCAACAAUCUUUACCAGCAAUUUAAAUUCCUGUUGGAGUAAUUCUGGCAAUGGCUCAUCUAGUGAUUCUAAUGGAGAUGAUUUAAAGCGACCAAGAAGAAAAUUCGGCCGAGUAUUGAAAGCUAGGGGAGACGGGUUAUUUGAUGUGAUCAAUGAAAAAUUCGAUGAGGGGGUCGACAACAUUUUGGAUAGUAUAGAGGACUACUCAAGUUCCGAGGAGUAA